This is a messenger RNA of Eremothecium cymbalariae DBVPG#7215, 3234 nucleotides long. Its product is annotated as PDPK1 family serine/threonine-protein kinase. Lineage: Eukaryota; Fungi; Ascomycota; Saccharomycetes; Saccharomycetales; Saccharomycetaceae. The record is from RefSeq and is a predicted model, not a curated record. Bases 1 to 3234 code for a protein of 1077 amino acids. Gene Ontology annotation, biological process: intracellular signal transduction; peptidyl-serine phosphorylation. The transcript has a single exon. Gene Ontology annotation, molecular function: ATP binding; protein serine/threonine kinase activity.
AUGUCUUUUGAGUAUAAAAAACCGUUAGUACCCAAUGAUAGUUUAAGUAUGCAUAAGAACAAGCCUGCUCAGAGGCGUAGACCACCGUCUCUGAACGAUCCUUCAAUGGCAUCAGUGCCUGCCUUGACAUUAGGGGAGGGGCAUUUGAAUUCUUGUGAUAAUCCAAGAGGGCAUACACCGUAUUCUGGAGGUCAUAUAUAUGGGCAGAAGCUACUGAGACCAAGUAUAGGGCGAGCGCUGACGGACAGUUCAAAUUUUAUCCCUUUUGAUGACCAAGAGCAGAAUCCUCAAAGUCCUACUGUAGGGCAGAAACCUGGAGUUGUUGAUUCUCAUUUAGGAGUCGAUCAAUAUAGUCUUGAUUCUGAUGACGACAAUUAUGACAAUGAGACUUACAAGUUAAACACGACAGAGGAUUUGACUGAUCUAGGAACUGCAAACAGUGGUCCUUUAUCUGUGCAGUUUGCUUCGAUGUCUGUUGACGAAACGUAUAAAAGGCGACAAGAGGAAUGGGCGGAAAGAGGUGCUGCAAAACUUGUGAAGGAUAUGAAGGAUCCCGAAACGGGCAAAAUCACAAGGCAGGUAAUCAAGAAGGGUAUUAAGGAUUUUAAGUUUGGCGAAGCUUUAGGGGAUGGUUCAUAUUCUACUGUUGUACUCGCGACCAGUGUGGAUAGUGGGAAGAAAUAUGCUGCGAAAAUUUUGAACAAAGAGUAUUUAAUUCGUCAAAAGAAAGUUAAAUAUGUUAACAUUGAGAAGAAUACUUUGCAACGGUUGAAUAGUAAUCAUGUUCCUGGUAUAAUUAAACUAUUUUUUACUUUCCAAGAUGAAGCCAAUCUUUAUUUCUUAUUGGAAUAUGCUCCAAACGGCGACUUUCUUUCUAUAAUGAAAAAGUACGGCUCCCUUAAUGAAGAAUGUGCUAGGUAUUAUGGGGCUCAGAUCUUAAAUGGUAUCUAUUUUCUUCAUAGACACGGAAUUAUUCACAGGGAUAUUAAACCUGAAAAUAUUUUAUUGGAUAAGUCUAUGAAGGUAAAGCUAACUGACUUUGGAACCGCGAAAUUGCUAAAUCGUAAGGAUGGUACUGAAGAGUACGAUUUAACUACCAGGUCAAAAUCUUUUGUUGGUACAGCAGAGUAUGUGUCCCCAGAGUUGUUGAACGAUAGUUGGGUAGAUCACAAAUGUGAUAUCUGGGCGUUUGGUUGUAUACUUUUUCAAAUGAUUGCUGGAAAACCCCCAUUUAAAGCUACAAACGAAUAUCUAACCUUCCAAAAGGUUAUGAAAGUGCAAUAUGCGUUUACUGCAGGUUUUCCGAUGGUCGUGCGAGACCUUGUCAAGCAAAUUCUUGUCAAAAAGCCUGAGCACCGGUUGACAAUUCCACAGAUUGAGAAGCAUCUUUUUUUCAGUGAUAUCAACUUUCGAGAUGGCAGUUUAUGGUCUGCUGCUGCACCUGAAAUUGCGCCAUACAAAGUAACUGCCAAGGCUAUGCAAUCAAUCCCGGCACUAAAGGAUAAGGCUAAUAAUAUCAAACCUAUGGUAUUGGCUGAUUCAAGAGGACAAACGACAGCCAGUAAAUCUGGUGGCCCAUCCAGUCCAGUAUUUCCUGAAACAACCAAACAACAGCAACAGCAGUUACUACAGCAAAAUGUUUCCCCAAACAGUAAUAGUAAUCCUAAUGGUGCCGAUGGGUAUGAUAGUUACAGAUCUAAUAAUCUUACAGUUAAAUUGGACCCGCAGACUGCUAGGAUAUUGGAACAUGCUAGAAAUGAAAUAAUGGAAAGAAAGAAUCAAGCUAGGAGUAGCAGUGCCUCUUCAUCCGCUGCAACGGUUGCUUUAUAUCGAAGAAAACCAUCAAAUGAUAGUAGCAAUAAUUUGAGCUCUGGUUCAUCAAGAAGUGCUACCCAACGGGCUUCCCAUAGUGCACCAGCCCAUAAUUUCAGCAAUAUCGUUGCAGGUUCAUCGGCAGGUUCUACAACCCCAAAAUCAACUCCCAAUUCGGCACAUGAAGUAAAACCUACUUCAAGUUGUCCCCAAAAUAACAUUAAAUCUAUUCCACCUUUGAGUAAAGUUGAUAUAUUAUGGUCGUACUAUCUAUUAAAGAUGGACGAGCGUGUUAUAAGAAUGGGUGAGAUAAAAAUGGCAAUUGUAAAGAAUCAAGAUCUUGAAAAAAGAGUUGACAAGGUUCGUGGAGUUAUGGUGGAGUCUUCAAAAGCUCCAACUAAGGCUACCUUACUUUCUCAAGUUGUUAGAAAUGGCGGACAUAACACCGGCUUCAGGAGUCCGGAUAAGGUUGGCUCUCAUCUCAUAGAAAGUGAUUAUUAUUCUGAAUCGGUAAUUAUAUGGGAUAACGUAAAGGAAGAAUACAAAGAAAAGCUUGGUGAUGACUUGAUUGACAUAGAUCGUGGCUUAACUGCAAGUAAGAUAAGGAAGCUUUUCUCAGGUAUUAGGACUGAUGAUACGGCUGACCUGUUGAGUAUGGAUAAUUAUAUCAAUAAAAUGGUAGUUAUAACAACUUUUGGUAGAUGUUUGGUGUUCGUUAGAACAAUAAAGGCGUCGGUUGAGUCUAAUUUAUUUUUUGAACUCCAAUAUGAAAUUAACUUAUCUCUUCCCGGUGUUAAUAUUAAGGAAAUAAUGACUGACGGAAACGAUCCUUUUGGUACUUUUGUAAUCCAAACGCCUUUCAAUUCAUUUGUGUUUAAUUGCCCACAACAUGAACUAGAUAUUUGGACUAAUUCUUUGAAUAAGAGUGUCAAAAAGAAUUAUGAGCGCAUAGUUUUGGCAAAUAAAGAGGAGCCUCCAAGUGAAGUUGCUACUGUUGCUGCUCGUUUGACAGUUGGACGAAAUUCUGGUAUCCCCAAAACUCCUUCUAUAUCAGUUUCUUGCUCUCCUAAGACAUAUCAUUCAGUCACACCAGUUAAACAUAACGACACAGUAUCCCAGCCUAAUACACCAAACGCUAAUUAUAAUUCGGCUCCAGUUACCCCUGCACUACAACAGAAUUCCGAUGGUAAGCAUGAAAGGCUAUUUGAAUCCUUUAUUAAUAGAAAAAACUAUGAAAAACAGCCUGUGCAACCUGUGCCUCACUCAUCUGCUUUAGUUCAUGGAUUACCGGCGGCCUCAUCUCAUGUCCGUUCAAUGACUACUCAUAGAAAUUCAGAAGGUAGUCUAUAUCCUCCCUCAUCAAGGAUCAAGGGAUCAUCAUCAAGGAUGUUCACAAGAAGCGAGCGAGCGUUUAGAAAAUGA